Temnothorax curvispinosus is the source of this 1837-nucleotide messenger RNA. Its product is annotated as juvenile hormone epoxide hydrolase 2-like. Gene Ontology annotation, molecular function: epoxide hydrolase activity. The coding region runs from base 131 to 1540 and encodes 469 amino acids. The transcript is spliced from 6 exons. The record is from RefSeq and is a predicted model, not a curated record. Lineage: Eukaryota; Metazoa; Arthropoda; Insecta; Hymenoptera; Formicidae. Gene Ontology annotation, biological process: epoxide metabolic process.
GCACCCGUAGCAGUCGCACAUGUGACACGUUGUAUUGCGUUGUAUAAGCUGUACUUUCUACUUAUCAUCAGCUGUGUCACGACGGUGCGAUCAGUCCAUUCUGUUACUUACAAGAGGGUUCAUCGCUGAAAUGGAUUUUUUUUUGCUCGGCGCGAUUAUUAUCGGUUGCUCCUCAGUGAUACUGUUCGCGAUGAGAAGAUACUUUUCGCCUCGAGGGACGAAGUUGCCGAAGUUACCGGAGACCUGGUGGACACCGGGCACCGAGAGCUCUGUCAACAAUGAUAUCAGACCGUUCAAAGUUACCUUCACCGAAGAGGUCAUAAAGGAUUUGAAAUAUCGAUUAAAUCAUACUAGACCUCUGACCCCGCCGUUAAAGGACGUUGCCUGGACUUACGGCACUAACACCGACGCCCUGCGCAAAUUUCUAGAUCACUGGUCGAACAAUUAUAAUUUCGAGGAACGUGAGAGAUAUAUAAAUCAGUAUUCACAUUUUAAAACGAAUAUCCAAGGAUUAGAUAUUCACUUCAUCCAUGUGAAACCAAGUACUACAGAGGGAAAACGCGUUUUGCCAUUGUUAAUUGUACAUGGAUGGCCCGGCUCCAUAAUAGAAUUUUACAAGAUCAUUCCAUUCCUGACUUCGCCAAAACCCGAGUACGAUUUUAUAUUUGAGGUGGUAGCACCUUCGCUGCCUGGAUUCGGUUUCUCCAGCGCAGCUACAAUACCUGAACUUUCGGCUCUUCAAAUGAGUGUGGUUUUGAAGAAUCUCAUGUUGAGGCUUGGCCACGAUAAGUAUUACGUUCAAGGCGGCGAUUGGGGUGCCUCCGUCAUUCACACUAUGUCAUGUUUAUAUCCGCAACACGUCUUGGGUAUGCAUUCCAACUUGUGCACAGUAUUCAGUAAGUGGACUCUCCUGAGCUCAGAAUUGAAAUCAGCAUUGCGCCUUCCUUCUUUCUUGCCUUGGGCGAAAACUAAAAAAGCUCCUGGUUUCGGGCUCCUGGCAGAGACUGGAUAUUAUCAUAUCCAAGCUACAAAGCCAGAUACAGUUGGGGUCGGUCUGAACGACUCACCUGCUGGUUUGGCAGCGUAUAUCAUCGAGAAAUUUUCAACCGGCACAAAUCCGUCUUACAAAAAGAGGGCGGAUGGUGGAUUUCUGGAGAAGUUUACGUAUGAUGAGUUGAUCGAUAACCUGAUGAUCUAUUGGGUAUCGAAUAGCAUCACUACAGCCAUGAGAAUAUACGCUGAACUGUAUACUAAGUCGAACAGGUCCUUGUCGGCACUCCUGGAAUCAACGCCGAUAAAGGUUCCCAGCGCUUGCGCGCAGUUUCCCCACGAAAUCAUGGAGCAAGAUCCAAGUAAAUUGAGAGAACGAUUCGUGAAUCUUUUGCGCGCCACCAAAAUGCCUCGAGGGGGCCAUUUCGCGGCGUUCGAAGAACCCGAAUUACUCGCAGACGACAUAUGGAACUCUGUCGACGAGAUGGAGAAGUGGAACAAGAAGCACAGGGAAACAGUAAUUUGCGAACAAGAAAGGAGCAAACUGUAAUUCGUAAACUGAAAGAGCGUAAACGUGUGUGCCAUUCCAGAACGAAAUAAAUUACGAGAAAAUGUUUAUUUUUAACUUUUAUAAAGAUUUUACAGUAUGCUUAGCUUAUAUAUAAGAGCAAUAUAUAUAUUUUAUAUUCAUUAUUGUUGAAAGGGUGUGUUCUCGAAAGGGAUUCUCAACUUUUUAUUUUGAAUAAGUUUAAGAUACGUUCUAACAACUAUUUUAACAAUGUUUCGUUGCAUAAACGUUAGAAAUGUAUAUUGAGAAAAAUAUAUACAUAUUAUUAUGCGAGAUAAA